Messenger RNA from Camarhynchus parvulus, 4467 nucleotides. RefSeq names its product sterile alpha motif domain containing 4A (gene SAMD4A). Gene Ontology annotation, cellular component: P-body. The coding region runs from base 553 to 2712 and encodes 719 amino acids. Gene Ontology annotation, biological process: nuclear-transcribed mRNA poly(A) tail shortening; regulation of mRNA stability; negative regulation of translation. The record is from RefSeq and is a predicted model, not a curated record. Lineage: Eukaryota; Metazoa; Chordata; Aves; Passeriformes; Thraupidae. Gene Ontology annotation, molecular function: protein binding; translation repressor activity; mRNA binding. The transcript has 13 exons.
UCGCGCCGCGGAGCGCGCGCGCGCCCCCCCCUCCCCUCUUUCCCUUUUCCCUUUUCCCGCCUCCUUCCCUCAUUUCCCCCCCCUUCAUCCCAUGGACAUGGCACGGCCACCUUAAAGCGCCGCGCCGCCCCCUCCUCCCCCGAUCGCCGGGGCCGCUAUGAGUCAGGUGUGAAGCCCCCGCCGGGAGGAGGUCAUUCCCCUCGCUGGCUGCAGCCCUGACGCUGGGAUUUUCCUUUUUUUGGCUUUUUUUUUUAUUUUUUUUUUCGGCCCCACCACCUCCCUCCUUCCCUCCCUCGCUCCCUCCCUCCAGGAAUCCAGCGCUGCACCGGAGCCAGAAGAGAGGGAGCAAAACCCAGCCCAGGCCGAGAGCCGCGUCCAGAAACCAAACCCGCCCUUCGCGUCGCAAAGGAGAAAUUUUUUUUUUAAUUAUUAUUAUUAUUAUUUUUAUUUUUAAUACCCCUGACCCGAGCACGGUGGCGGCAGCGGCACCGGGGCAGGGAGGCUGUCCCGGUUAUUUAUUCUCUCCCCGCAGAGCUGUCCCUCCGGCUCACCAUGAUGUUCCGAGACCAGGUUGGCGUGCUGGCCGGGUGGUUCAAGGGCUGGAACGAGUGCGAGCAGACUGUUGCGCUGCUCUCCCUGCUCAAACGCGUCAGCCGGACCCAGGCUCGCUUCCUCCAGCUCUGCCUCGAGCAUUCCCUGGCAGACUGCACCGAGCUCCACAUCCUCGAAGGGGAGGCCAACAACCCCGGAAUCAUUAAUCAGUGGCAACAGGAAUCCAAGGACAAAGUGAUCUCCCUCUUGCUGACCCACCUGCCUUUACUGAAGCCCGGCAACAUCGAGGCGAAAGUCGAGUACAUGAAACUCUUGCCCAAAAUCCUGGCGCACUCCAUCGAGCACAACCAGCACAUCGAGGAGAGCAGGCAGCUGCUGUCCUACGCCUUGAUCCACCCUGCCACCUCGCUGGAGGACAGGAGCGCCCUGGCCAUGUGGCUCAACCACCUGGAGGACCGCACGUCGUCGUCAUCGUCGUCGUCGUCGUCGGGGGGCUUUGGUGGGCAGGGCCGGGGCCGCUCGGACUCGCUGGACUACGGGCAGGCUCACUACUAUCACCAAAGACAGAACUCCGACGACAAACUCAACAACGGCUGGCAGAACUCCAGGGACUCCGGCAUCAGCGUCAGCGCCUCCAGCUGGCAGGACAAAAACCUGGCCUGCGAGAACGGCCACCUGCCCCUCUACUCCUCCUCCUCCGUCCCCACCACCAUCAACACCAUCGGCACUAGCACAAGCACCAUUCUCUCAGGCCAGACACACCACAGCCCUUUGAAACGCUCUGUGUCCCUUACCCCACCCAUGAAUGUGCCAAACCAACCUCUAGGACAUGGAUGGAUGUCUCAUGAGGACUUACGAGCUAGAGGACCCCAGUGCAUCCCUUCCGAUCAUGCCCCCCUGUCUCCACAAAGCAGUGUAGCCUCUUCGGGAAGUGGUGGGAGUGAACAUUUAGAAGAUCAGCCUUCUGCUCGUAACACAUUCCAGGAGGAAGGGAGUGGGAUGAAAGAUGUCCCAGCCUGGCUGAAGAGCCUCCGGCUGCACAAGUACGCCGCCCUCUUCUCCCAGAUGACCUACGAGGAGAUGAUGGCCCUCACCGAAUGCCAGCUCGAGGCACAAAACGUUACCAAAGGCGCAAGACACAAAAUAGUCAUCAGUAUCCAAAAGCUAAAAGAAAGACAAAACCUGCUCAAAUCUCUAGAAGGGGACAUCCUGGAAGGCGGCAACUUGCGUGUCCCGCUGCAGGAGCUGCACCAAAUGAUCCUCACCCCCAUCAAAGCCUACUCCUCCCAAAACUCGAGCACGGAGGAGCACAGCCGGGAGGUGGACUCGCACCACGGCCACCCCUCCUCCCUGCUGGGCUCGGACAGGGACAGCCAGGGCUCGGACUGCAAGGACUCGGCGGCCGCUGCCGGGAUGCAGCAGCACCAUCUGCCGGGAUGCGAGGGCGAGUCGGGAGGGGCCCCUUUGCCCGAGGGCGACCUGCCCGGGCAGUUCACCCGAGUGAUGGGCAAAGUCUGCACACAACUUUUAGUUUCCCGACCCGACGAAGAGAAUAUAAGUUCCUAUUUACAGCUCAUAGACAAAUGUCUAAUCCACGAGGCGUUUACAGAGAUACAGAAGAAGAGGCUGCUGUCAUGGAAACAGCAGGUGCAGAAACUCUUCCGGUCUUUCCCUCGGAAAUCCCUCCUGGAGCUGUCGGGCUAUCGGCAGCAGAGGAGCCGAGGCUUUGGCCAGUCCAACUCGCUGCCGACCGCCGGCUCCGCGGGGGCGGGGCUGGCCCGGAGGAACCCCCGGCAGUUCCAGAUCCCCUCCCGCAACCUCCCCACGGCCCGGCUGGGGCUGCUGGGCCCCACGGGGCUGCUGGGCACCCCCCAGCGCAGCCCUGCUGCCAGCCCUGCCAUCCUCAAGCAAGGCAGACAGAACCUGUGGUUUGCCAACCCUGGGGGCAGUAACAGCAUGCCCAGCCGGAGCCACAGCUCGGUGCAGAGGACACGCUCGCUGCCGGUCCACACGUCCCCACAGACCAUGCUGAUGUUUCAGCAGCCAGAGUUCCAGGUGCCGGUGACUGAACCUGACAUCAACAACAGGCUGGAGUCCCUGUGCCUGAGCAUGACGGAGCACGCACUCAGCGAUGGUGUCGACAGAACCUCCACGAUCUAGAAGGCGUCGCCACGGGGACGCUGGGCGGGACAACAACACCAACUGCUGCGGGUCCAGCGGCGAGGUCGGGGCCUGAGGGAGCCUCAGCGAUAGCUUGCAUCCUUUCUCCUCUCUCCUCUCCUCUCCUCUCUCUCUCUCUCUCUCUCUCUCUCUCUCUCUCCUGUUUUAAUUUUGUGAAUGUGUAGAUUGUCCUUGUGAACAUAUCAUUAGACUUGGAAUUUGUGUUGUCAUUUAUUACAUCCAUGCUAAGGGUGGGGGGGGAAAGAUGGCAAAAAAAAAUUAAGAUCUCAGCGACAACGAUGAAGCAGCAUGGGGAGGUUGGGGUGCACAUGGAGGAGGAGGAGAGUGCUGACAAUGGAGGGUUCACCAUGGGCAAACCCUGCUCCUGGAGGAGGAUACCAAGGAGCACGGAGCACCACGUGGGGGUGUGUGACCAAAAACCCUUUGGGGAGGAUUCCUGCCCUGCCCGGGGCUGCGGGGCCGGCUGUCCCAUCUCUCGAGUUUCGCCGCUUUCGGGUGCGGGCUGACCCGGCGAGCCCAGAUUGAAACAGAAAUAAUAAAAUAACCCCAAAAUUUCCUUUCAGUUUAGCCAAGAGAUCUGCAGUGUGCACGCAGCGUUGUGCUCAGGGCAGUGGAGGGUCAGGGGUGCCUGUCCCUGCACCCCAGUUGGAUUGGGAUGCAGGAUGGAGUGGGAGCAUCUCACCCAGAGGAGGGUCCUGGGGGAGUCUGAAUUUGGGGACACUGGGAGAGGUUCCUGCAUCCUGGCUCCACACAUCUGGCCCAGCCUGCCCAAAUCCAGCUGUAAUGGGCUCUUCCAGCAUGGCCAAUGAGGGAUGGAGGAUCCCCCAAAUAAAACCCAAGUCACAAAGGGCACCAAAAUGCAGCUUCACAGCCUUGUUUUCUUGGCAUUAACUGUGGGGCUGGCAGGGGCUGGGCUGCCCCUCACCCACUGCUGCUUUUUAUAACGGGAGCUAAAUUUGGUGUUAAACUGGUAAAUCUGACCCAGCACUGCUCUGACCUGCAGUGAUGCUCCCCCCAGUCCCAGUGCUGCUCCGAGUCCUCCAAUGGAAUAAUAACAAAUAUAAAAUCAAUUAAUUGAGCUGAUGGGUGGCAGCAAUAUUUCCAAAAUGGGCUGUGAGGAGGACAUGGGCAGCAUUGUGUGCCAGGAUCAGAGGGAGCAGGGCUCAGGGGGAGCCAGAGCAUGGGCAGGGCUGGGAGACGUGUGAAUCCUUUUGUCAUGCAGCGUUUUUAAGUUGUUUUUCUAAAAAAAAAAAAAAAAAGAAAUAUAUCUAUAUAUAUAUAUAUGUAUACAAAAACCCAAGUGCCAAAUGCAAUGUUUUAUGUUUGCUGUUCCUUGGUGUCCUGCUUCCCGGCAGACAGGAGGUUGAGGGGGUGAUGGGGAGGGUGGAGAAGGGAAAACCUGAAGGCCAGGGAGGUUGGGAAGAGGUGUGAGGAGGUGAAGGCAAAGCAGGGUGGGCGCUGGGGACCUGGGUCACCCCCGAGCAGCCCCAGCUUGUGAGGUGUGAGCAGAGCCACCGUGGCAGGAGCCUCCCUCAGGGAGACUCCAGUGUAUUUACAGAGCUGAAAUUCUAUUUAUUCCUUCGCUGACUAUGGACACGGAGGUUUUCUGAUUGUUCAGAGAGAUUAUUUUGGAUAUUUUACCUAUUAACUUGCUGUGGCUGGGAACCAUGAUAAUGUCUGUUAUUAACAACCACCAAAUAAUUCAAUUGUUUUAUCCUUUUGAUGUUAAAAAAA